Molecule: messenger RNA, 4118 nt
Organism: Gossypium raimondii (Peruvian cotton)
Lineage: Eukaryota; Viridiplantae; Streptophyta; Magnoliopsida; Malvales; Malvaceae
Product: casein kinase 1-like protein HD16
Exons: 16
Coding region: 652-2448 (598 amino acids)
Biological process (GO): signal transduction; peptidyl-serine phosphorylation; endocytosis
Cellular component (GO): cytoplasm; nucleus
Molecular function (GO): ATP binding; protein serine/threonine kinase activity
Source: RefSeq, a predicted model, not a curated record
UCAACAGUAGGGAAAAAAAAAAUCAGGAGGAAGCAUUGUCUCUCUAAUUUCUCACCUCCAUUUCUCUCUGUGUCUCACUCUCACCUGGUUGUAUCCCAUUCCUUUCAUUUCCCUCCACAGAUCUCCAAAAUUUCCAUUACCAAACCCCAAUUUCACCAUCUUUAUCUGUUCUAAUCAAAUAAAAUCUUCCUACUCUCUCUAACUUUUUUUUUUGUUAUUGGGUUAAUAUCCUAUCUCUCAAAGCCUGUAAUCAAAAUUAAUCGGCCGAUGAUUCUAGAACCUUCAUGGAUCUUCACCAAGCUACUACCCUUUAUGGACGAAUGUAGUCCCUACGAUGCCUGAGCUGCGUAGCCGAGCUCGCAGAGAUCGGGCCUCCGUCAACCCUAACCCGAAACCGAAUCCGAUUGAUAUUCUCCCGAAACCCGACACCAACACCGGCAAGAACAAAAGUUCACUGUUCGCACUCGCCAGAGGAGAACCGGACUGGUUAGUAAACAGAAAGACGCGAUCGUUGCUGCCACUUGUGAUAACAAGCUUAAAAGCAACGACAACGAACACAAUAAUAUCGUGAACGGUGUUACGCCUUUUGGAAGAAAAAAAACGAGGAUAUUAAAGCCCUUAGGGUUUUGAGAAAAAGGUUGCCGAAAAGAUAUGGACGAGUACGAUAGCGGCGGCCUUAACGGCAAUAAAGGCCCUGGAGCCGAAGAUGAAGGAAGUGCAGCCCCACUUCCCGAGAAGGUUCAGGUAGGUGGUUCUCCUAUGUAUAGAGUAGAAAGGAAACUUGGGAAAGGAGGCUUUGGACAAGUGUAUGUUGGUAGACGAAUUGGUGCUGGUCCAGGAGCUUUAGAGGUUGCUUUAAAAUUUGAGCAUAGAAGCAGCAAAGGAUGUAACUAUGGGCCACCAUAUGAGUGGCAAGUUUACGGUGCACUUGGUGGUAGCCAUGGUGUGCCUCGAGUUCAUUACAAGGGCCGGCAAGGUGACUACUAUGUCAUGGUUAUGGAUAUUCUUGGACCUAGCUUAUGGGAUGUUUGGAAUAACAACUCGCACACGAUGUCCAUUGAAAUGGUUGCAUGUAUUGCCAUUGAGGCCAUCUCAAUUUUAGAGAAGAUGCACUCCAGAGGAUAUGUGCACGGGGAUGUAAAACCGGAGAAUUUCUUGCUUGGUCCUCCAGGAACUCUAGAUGAGAAAAAACUUUUCCUUGUUGACCUAGGAUUAGCAACCAAGUGGCGGGAUAGUUCAAGUGGUCAACAUGUUGAGUAUGAUCAACAUCCAGAUGUUUUCAGGGGAACAGUACGGUAUGCUAGUGUGCAUGCUCAUCUUGGUAGAACUGGUAGCAGGAGAGACGAUCUAGAGUCUCUCGCUUACACCCUCAUUUUUCUCCUACGUGGUCGGUUACCCUGGCAAGGGUAUCAGGGUGAAAACAAAGGAUUUCUUGUUUGUAAGAAGAAGAUGGCUACAUCCCCAGAAACUUUGUGUUGCUUUUGCCCUGCACCUUUCAGACAGUUUGUUGAGCAUGUGGUGAAUUUGAAGUUUGAUGAGGAACCGAAUUAUGCAAAAUACAUCUCCCUUUUUGAUGGGAUUGUUGGUCCAAAUCCAGAUAUUAGGCCAAUCAAUACUGAUGGUGCUCAGAAGCUUAUGUAUCAAGUAGGACAAAAGAGAGGCCGGUUAACGAUGGAGGAGGACGAGGAUGAGCAACCAAAGAAGAAGGUUCGAAUGGGAAUGCCUGCAACACAAUGGAUUAGUGUGUAUAAUGCUCGUAGGCCUAUGAAGCAAAGAUACCAUUAUAAUGUAGCAGAUGUGAGGCUUCCCCAGCAUAUCGAGAAAGGAAAUGAAGAUGGGUUAUUUAUCAGCUGUGUGGCUUCUUGUUCAAACCUAUGGGCUCUUAUUAUGGAUGCUGGCACUGGCUUCACUGCUCAAGUUUAUGAACUCUCUGCAUACUUUCUUCAUAAGGAAUGGAUUAUGGAGCAGUGGGAAAAAAAUUACUACAUCAGUGCAAUUGCAGGAGCUAAUAAUGGGAGUUCAUUAGUUGUAAUGUCCAAGGGGACCCAGUAUUUGCAGCAAUCCUACAAAGUUAGCGAUUCAUUUCCCUUUAAGUGGAUCAACAAAAAAUGGAGGGAGGGUUUCUAUGUGACUGCCAUGGCCACUGCUGGAAGCAGAUGGGCAAUUGUUAUGUCACGCGGUGCUCCAUUUUCUGACCAGGUUGUAGAAUUAGAUUUUCUCUACCCCAGUGAAGGUAUUCACCGGAGAUGGGAUAAUGGCUACCGUAUCACUUCAACUGCUGCAACCUGGGAUCAAGCUGCUUUUGUUCUUAGUGUUCCAAGAAGAAAACCCACAGAUGAAACUCAGGAGACUCUUCGAACUUCAGCUUUUCCUAGCACUCACGUGAAGGAGAAAUGGGCAAAGAAUCUGUAUAUUGCAUCAGUUUGUUAUGGCCGAACUGUUUCAUGAUCUGCCAAAUGAUUUGUUCACAUGCCGGUCUUUUUAUUUUAACCGUGCAUGUGUACGACAAGGGAUGGCUCAACUGCUUCAAUUUUAGGGGGCAGAACUCUUUAGCUGGAAUGAUUGAUCACAGCAUUUUGGAGUUGAUGUAUGCAAAAUUCUACUUUAUUGUCAUCAUCAUCUAGCAUCUACUAAAACCUGUGCACUGUCAUUCAUCCAAGUCAAAACUCAAAAGCUUCUGUCGAAUUAGAUGCAAAUGUUCUUACCUUACUUGUAUAGUUUUGAAAUCAUAACUUCUUGGUUGAAGGCAAGUGCCAAGGAUAAGUUUUAAUUGUUGGUGGUGUUUGAGGCCUUGUUUUCUGGACUAGAGGAUCAUUAUGAUCCUUCAGGCUUUCACUUCUAGGAUGUCUGAUUUGAGCCUAAAGAAAGAAUGUUACUUGUUUUGUAUAUUUUGAAGCAGAAGAUGUAAUAGGAUAUUGUUAUUAUUUAUUUCUUGCGCUGUAGUUGGUGCGUGUAUUGUCAUUUCCCUAAAAGCUAAAUCCAGUGCAAGCAGUGCAUGAUCAAUCUUAGUAUCUCGUAGCUAAUGCCUUGCCUUUUUUGCCAAACACCCCGAGUUUUUAUCCCAUUAUUUUUUUCCCUUUUUGAAGUAGCAAACGCCUUAACUUUUUUUGCCGAACACCCCAAGUUUGCAAAUUAUUUUGGUGGAUGUUUUCUUCCCAUUAUCUAUUUCUCUCUUUUCUAAGUCGGGAUUUCAUGCUUUUGUUCCAAGGAGUGAUAUACCCCUUUCAAAGAAGUCCUACCGUGUCAUUACAGAUAAAGCAUUUGAAUAUUGAACUUAUUACAUUUAAUGAAUGCCUUAGUGGUAAAAAUAGUGGCUGAUGUAGUCUGAUAGUUCCAUUUGUAUUUUAGCUUACAAUAUGAUCCUUUGCUAUCUUGAUGCUGUACUGUGGAUUUUAGACCUUAGAUGGUGGUCUGAGGUGAUUCUUUGUCUAAGGCCCCAAAUGUGAGCCUGUUAGAUUCUUUUGUAUUAUUAACAGAGUCAAAAUCUCAGAAGCAGAAAUGCAGCAGAGGCCCUUUUUACAUGCCUAGAAGUUUUUGCCAGGUGCCACGAGAACAACCAACAUAUGAUUUGGUAAGGAGUUUCAUUGGUUAAUUUGAUGCGUUAUAAAACCGGAGAUUGAUUGCACUAUUUUCUGCUUCUGUUUUUGUGCACAUUGCCCAUUCUGUUUAUUCGCAAUAUUUUUCCAUGUAUUUUGCAGGUUUAACUUCAGGUUGAUUCAUCUUUGAUUUCGACAGUCAUUUUUUUCUGCCCCUAAUGUGGUAAACAUAUCAUGUCUUUUUCAGCAAUUCAUAUAAAUUAUCUAUAGUGUGGCAAUGACAUUUUUUUUUAGUUUAACAGAAAAUACAUGUGUCCACCCCGCUCCUGGUGAUAGUUGGGGCACCAACACUUUUUUAUUUGACCUCUGUUCGUUUUGUUAGUUGUGGCAUCAAAAGCAGUAAGCAAUUUUCUCGAACAUGCUGAAAGUUGUUGAUAUUGUGGUUAAAGAAUCUCUCUGGGACUGGAGAGUUUUGUUUUCUUGCUUACGAACAGUUGUCAUACAAUAAGACAAUUUGUACUUGUGUUCAGUUGCAUUUCCAUGCAUGUAAACCCCCGCUAAUAUAAUGGGUUGUUUCAGCAA